Molecule: messenger RNA, 1823 nt
Organism: Aethina tumida (small hive beetle)
Lineage: Eukaryota; Metazoa; Arthropoda; Insecta; Coleoptera; Nitidulidae
Product: LIM homeobox transcription factor 1-beta
Exons: 6
Coding region: 172-1293 (373 amino acids)
Biological process (GO): neuron differentiation; regulation of transcription by RNA polymerase II
Cellular component (GO): nucleus
Molecular function (GO): DNA-binding transcription factor activity, RNA polymerase II-specific; RNA polymerase II transcription regulatory region sequence-specific DNA binding
Source: RefSeq, a predicted model, not a curated record
UGUUCGACGUGCGGCACACACACAGACAAACGGACGGACGCACGGUGCGAUCUGACACGCGACACGUUCGGUUUACGCGACGGUCACGUUCACAGUAGGUUGGUGAGGUUUAUUAUUUUGGUUCGGUUUUUUUCUUGGUGGAGAGGACUGUUUUUAUUUUUGACGAGGAACAUGUUGGAGUUUUAUCCGAACAUCAACUUGAAUCCGGCCAUGCUGCCGGAGCACAGCGCGAUGCCGGGACCGGAUUGCAAUGGACGUCCAGGACGUUUCUUUGUUACAGAUGGCAAUAUCAUCAAAUGUGAGAAAACAUACGAUGGGUAUGGUGGCGGAGGCGGCGGCGGAUUGGGCAGCGUCGGCGUCGGCGUCGGCAUGAUCAAGUGCGAGAAGACGCACGAGAUGUGCGAGGGGUGCGGACAGAAGAUCCACGACCGUUACCUGAUGAGGGUGGGCGACGCCAGUUGGCACGAGCACUGUCUCACGUGCUGCAUCUGCGGCCUCGUCCUCAAUCACUCCUGCUACACCCGCAACACCAAACUGUACUGCAAGGCUGACUACGAUAGGAUAUUCGGUGUGAAGUGUUCAAGAUGCGGAGACAGACUGUUACCCCACGAGAUGGUGAUGCGAGCUCAACAACACGUAUUUCAUCUACCCUGUUUUGUCUGUGUGGUGUGUUGUCAGCCUUUGCAAAAGGGCGAACAGUUUGUGUUGAGGGCGGGACAACUGUUCUGCCGAGGUGACUUCGAGAAGGAAAUGUACCUUAUGCAGCAAGCUGGCUCUGGUGAUGACGACUUGAUGGAUGAGAACAGUCGACCACGAGAUGGUCGAAGAGGUCCAAAGCGUCCAAGAACAAUCCUGACGUCAGCCCAAAGAAGACAGUUCAAGGCAUCGUUCGAAGUGAGUCCGAAGCCGUGUCGGAAGGUCCGGGAAGCCCUGGCUAAGGAAACGGGUUUGAGUGUGCGAGUGGUGCAGGUGUGGUUCCAGAACCAGCGGGCGAAAAUGAAGAAGAUCCAGCGUAAGGCGAAGCAGGACGAUGGAAAGUCGCCGAGCGACAAGGACAAAGACAAUUAUCCAGCUCAUUCAGGUGAUAGCUUCUGCAGUUCGGACAUUUCGCUGGACGACAGCACGAAUUUCGACCACUUGGACGAAGGCACGUCGGACACUUUGUCCCUUCAAAAUCUGGAGUUACAGUCUCACUCUCACCAGCAUGACAACGCCCCGUCGUCCGGUUCAAUUGCGAAUCCCAUCGACAAACUCUACCUCAUGCAGAAUUCUUACUUUAGCACGGAACAAUAACUCCCACCUUUUUAAAAGGGAUUCGUCUAAAUGUAAAUCACUUGUUGAUUUUAUUGACCGUGUAAAUACUAUUUAAGUAAUCAUCUUUAUUGAUUUUUUAUGUGUAUAAUCGGUGGUUUACACAACUUAAAACCAAAAUCAGUUCUAGUCAUUUUAUUGCUGUUUUUUUAUGUUUUGUUGUUAUUAUUUUCUGUAAUAUAUAAAAGUCAUUUACAAUUAGUCAGAAAAUCGAUGUACCUAAAGCAUUUUUUUACAAUUUUUAUGUAUAGAAGAAAAUUUAUGUGUAUAUAUUUCGACUUUGUUUAAUACUUAAUAGGAUUAUCAACGUACUUGUAAAUAUAUAUGUUAAGUAAUUAAUAGAUAUCUCCUGAGUCGAAUUAUUGAUUGUGAUGAUAUAUUUAUGCCAAAUAUAGUAUUUAAUAUUGUCUAGAUUUUAUUAUGUAUAUUUUAAAUAAAUAACAAAACAAAUAAUGUAUUUUAUUUCAUGAUACACAAAAAAAUAAUUUGUUAUAAACACUUUUAUUUAAGGA